AUGAGUGAAUCACAUUCAAUAGACGCUGAAAAUAUAAUUAUUCAAAUUGGCGUAGAAAUCAACGCUGCUAUACUUAAGGUCACGAAGGAAGAAAGGGUUAAUCCAAGCGCAAAGCUCAAUUUCUUCGAGAUCAAGACGGCCAUGGAGAAGCUCAAACUGAAGUUCACGAGUGAAGAGAUAGCGAGGCUCCUGCAGAAAUAUGACCAAGCCCGAGAUGGAACAAUCACUUCUUCUCAAUUCAUAGAUAUCUUCACCCCAAUUCACCAAUCAAGUUACCUCUACAAAUCUUUUCAGGCUUUUCGUCAGAUUUCCAAAUUCGAAGCACUUCCCACAACCGAAGAACUUCCCACCAUCCAGAUUCCUCUAGAGAAUCAGCUGCUGACACCUGGAGGUUUACACCAAGCUUUGACUUCAUUGGGAGUGGAGGUCACCCAGAUUGAAGCAUUUGGAAUGUCAUACCGGACUGUCGUUCGUCACCGGUGGCAUCAGACUUUAAGUGGAGAUCUAGAGCUGCACUUGGGUUGGGUACGCUUCAUUCCGAAACCAUCUGCUGUCACAACAUCCACAACAUCAACCUCCUCCAACAAGACAACGACGAUUCCGUUCGUUUUUAAGCCGGACAAUACCACAGGAGAUGAGCUCUUCAAUCUCAUCGCGAUGUCUACGUUGGUGAUUUGGGCAGGAGCAUUCAUCACCGCUCGUGCCCGUCAAAGUACGGUAUUGGGACGCGUUAACGACUUUAUCUCAUUACUCGCUGCAGUGGUAUUCAUGUGUCUUCUUCUCUGCUAUGUAAAUUACUUCCUAGUGGUGGUCGUUUCUCUUGGAAUAGUUACAUCAGCAGGGAUCAUCGUCCCUACCACUCAAGAACCUGAUCUUCCCUUUGUGGUGAUGAUUCUUGAUCGGUUUACGAGUAAUGUUGGAUCAGUAGAAGGAAAUGUAAUCUUUGUUGAUCCUCGUGAAGAGGUUAGUGUGUCGGUUAGUUCUCAUGCUCUGCGGCAGAUUAUUCUACGGAUCAGCAGAGACGAAGAAGAGGAAGAGGAAACUUAUUAUCUUGAAAAUGGAAACAGAGUGAAGCUUAGGACUUAA
Molecule: messenger RNA, 1086 nt
Organism: Microthlaspi erraticum
Lineage: Eukaryota; Viridiplantae; Streptophyta; Magnoliopsida; Brassicales; Brassicaceae
Source: the annotation of a GenBank genome assembly